Molecule: messenger RNA, 1043 nt
Organism: Fundulus heteroclitus (mummichog)
Lineage: Eukaryota; Metazoa; Chordata; Actinopteri; Cyprinodontiformes; Fundulidae
Product: Fc receptor-like protein 5
Exons: 7
Coding region: 27-824 (265 amino acids)
Biological process (GO): cell surface receptor signaling pathway
Molecular function (GO): transmembrane signaling receptor activity
Source: RefSeq, a predicted model, not a curated record
CGCAGCUUUAAAGGAUUCUUGUCAAGAUGACGAUGAAAACAUCCUUACUGUGUCUGCUGGUUCUGACAUCACUGCUGUGCUGCAAGACUCACCAAGCUGCUCUGACUGUGAGUCCCAGCAGAUUUCAGUUCUUUGAAGGAGCAUCUGUGUCUCUGAGCUGUGAGGAGGACAACAGCUCUGCUGGGUGGACUGUGAGGAGAGAGACAAUCUACAGAAACUCUACCUGUGGAGAAGGAUGGGGAGAAGUAGAAGGUUCUGUUUGCAACAUUACAUAUGUUUUAAAGAAGGACAGUGGAGUUUACUGGUGUGAGUCCAGAGAGGGAGCAGCCAGCAGCAGCAUCCAGCUCACUGUCACUGGUGGAUCAGUGAUCCUGCAGAGUCCUGUCCUCCCUGUGAUGGAGGGAGAUGACGUCACUCUGAGCUGUAAAAAUAAGACCGGUCCCUCCAACCUCCCAGCUGCUUUCUUUAAAGAUGGCGUCUUCAUCGGCAAUGAAACUUCAGGCGUCAUGACCCUCCACCAUGUGACCAGCUCUGAUGAAGGCCUCUACAGGUGUAGCAUCAGCGAUCAUGGAGAGUCUCCAUCCAGCAGGAUCUCUGUCUCAGGUAAACCUCCAGUAACCACGUCAGCCUCCAGCACCAAGGUCUCCUCCAAAGCCCCGCCUCCUGCCUCCAACCCUUUUCGGUUGUUGUUACUGGUGUUCCGACGCCUGCUGGUGUUCUCUCCUUACUUGAUCUCCACUCUGCUCUUGGGUUCUUUAUGGCGACGCAGGUCUUCAGCAUCCAGCAACACUGUCUCUGAAGGAGAGCCUCAUUCUGCCCAAUAACUGGAAGAUGAGGCUGAAGAUGCUACCAAGGAGCAUCACCUGGAGGUGGAUGCAAGACUCAGAAAAUGACAGCAAAACACUCCAGACCGCAAGAGUGGGGGAAACAACAGGAAGGAGAAAAUGAGGGAUAACAAAAUGGAGAACAAAAGGGACUUUUAAGUUUUAGACGCACAUUGUGUAGUCCUUUUGGGCAGCUUUAUUGGUAUUUUUUUACUGUUA